Molecule: messenger RNA, 437 nt
Organism: Rhagoletis pomonella (apple maggot)
Lineage: Eukaryota; Metazoa; Arthropoda; Insecta; Diptera; Tephritidae
Exons: 1
Source: RefSeq, a predicted model, not a curated record
AAUCUGAACAACUAUGGAGUUAUGUUACGGGCGAAUCGGACGAAAAAGACGAAUUGAAAAAACUACGUCAAGACUUGAUAGCGCGUUCCAGGCUAAUUCUGCUGGUAGAUCCAGUGAAUAUAUCGCACGUACAAGAUGCUAAGACUGCCAAAGAUGUCUGGGACAAUUUGGAAAAGGCUUUCGACGAUUCCGGGCUAUCAAGACGCGUUGGUUUGCUACGGACGCUGAUUAGCACGAGGCUAGUCGACUGUAAUAACAUGGAGCAGUACGUAGAUAAAAUAGUAACCACUGCUCACAAGUUGAGAAACGCUAAAUUUGAUCUUAGUGACGAAUGGGUUGGCACAUUGUUAUUGGCGGGUUUGUCAGAAGAAUACAAGCCAAUGAUCAUGGCAAUUGAAAGUGCUAGUACAAUAAUUUCAUCGGAUUUCAUAAACUAA